AUGUCGUUGAUUAAUUUCAAAAAGAUUCUUUCAUGUUCCGACGAAGAUCAAGUACACUCUGCUAAAAACCUACUCAAAGCAGAUCCAGCUAAAAAAUGGCUUUCAUCGAAAAAACCUGAAGAACGCAUCACGUGCACUAUUGAAUUCGAUAAACUCAGCUGUAUCUCGUCUAUUGACAUUGGAAACAAUGGAUGUGCAUUCAUUGAAUUAUUAGUUUCUCGUUUAUCAUCGAAAACAGAUGACUGGACUGUUCUUUUACCUUCAACUCUACUGAUGACACCGAAAGAAUCACGCACAAAUACAAAUAAUCAACAAGCCAGAUCUUUCAAAGCUUUGCAUCUGAAUCCAAAGAGUGUAAAUGAAAAAUGGGUUCGAUUGAAAAUUAUUUGUGAACAAAAAUUCGCUCGUAAUCGUCCAUUUGGUUUAAAUUAUAUAAAACUAUACUCUAAUGACAGUGAGCAGAUUGAUAUCGACGAUGAAGAUGAAACCGAAACUGAACAGAAGAAGAUUGGUUCGUUCUUUGCAAAAAAGCAAUCAGAAAAGAAAACAAAAUUAAUUUCAAACGAUACCGUUCAAUCGAAAGAUGAACAGGGUGAUAAAUCACACAUUAUGAAAAACAUCGUUUUCACUCUCAGUGGCUUUCAGAAUCCUCUGAGAUCUGAAUUACGCAACAAAGCCACCGCUAUGGGCGCUAUGUAUCAUGACGACUGGACUGACAAAUGUACACAUCUUAUUUCAGCAUUUCCCAACACACCGAAAUUUACCCAAGUUCAAAAGGCAGGAAAUGGUUUUAUCGUUAACAAACAAUGGAUACUUGAUUGUUAUGAUCAAAAUCGAUUACUACCGGAGAAAUCUUAUACAUUCAGUCAAGCGCCUGAAACAAAGAAGCGAAAACUAAAAGACGAAGGAGAAUUUUCGGAAAAAACUCCUGCAAAGAAGAAAUCAAUUAGUAAAAAAGAACUAAAUAUUGGUGAAAUACCUGAUUUCUUUCAUGAUAAACAUUUCUAUGUAUCAUAUGGAGAUUAUGAUGAUAACACUCUCCUCGACAUAACACGAGUCAUUCUCGCUUACGAUGGUAUUUUAGACAGGCAAAUCACCAGUGAUGUUAUGUAUGUAAUUACUAAUCGAAUGUGGAACCAAGAUUUUGAAAAAAUUUCGAAGUCAAAUCCAGAUAUCAAUUUUGUAAAUCUCGAUUGGUUGCAGGAUUGUCAUGACACCAAUCAGUUCGUUCCACUUCAAUCGUAUCUAAUUGUUCCUUAG
Adineta ricciae is the source of this 1260-nucleotide messenger RNA. The record is from the annotation of a GenBank genome assembly. Lineage: Eukaryota; Metazoa; Rotifera; Eurotatoria; Adinetida; Adinetidae.